Molecule: messenger RNA, 3349 nt
Organism: Prosopis cineraria
Lineage: Eukaryota; Viridiplantae; Streptophyta; Magnoliopsida; Fabales; Fabaceae
Product: nuclear poly(A) polymerase 2-like
Exons: 12
Coding region: 559-2724 (721 amino acids)
Cellular component (GO): nucleus
Molecular function (GO): RNA binding; poly(A) RNA polymerase activity
Source: RefSeq, a predicted model, not a curated record
AGAGAGAGAGAGAGAGAGAGGGGGCAAAGAGGAAAGGAUGCACGAGAAACGAAGAAUCCAAUUAAUAUCUCAGAAAAUUCAAUUACCCGCGAACCCCACCCACCGCGAUCUUCCGGCUCGCUCCUGAUUCCGGUCCUCUCUGUUUCCUUCUCAACCUCACCGACGCUAUCAUCCUUCUCGGCUUCGUCUCUGUUUUCCCUUAUUUUCCAUCCUUUGAUCCGAUUUGGUUAUAACAUUAACAUCUUCAUAAUUUCUUGCGGGAAUUCCCCCUUUUUUCCACGGCCCUUCUUGGGAUCUAGGGCUUUGAUUUUCUCCACUUCCGCUCGCAUUAGGUCUUUCCUUAUAUUAUUAUUUGUUUAGAUCUUUUCCUAGUGUCGGUGUUUCUUGAGUUUUAGGGUUCCGAUUUUUUGUUUAAUCCGAUUUUCGUAUUCGGGGUUUGUUUUGAAUUCCCGUUUGGAACCAGUGGGUUUCUAUUUCAUUUUCUUUUCGUUAGGUUUUGAUAGGACCAUUGUUCUUCGAAAGAGAAUAGAAAAGGAAAAAUCUUUUUACGAGGUUGAGAUGAGUAACUCCGGAGGAGUGACGGCUUUGUCGCAACCUUUCCAGUCUGGGGCGAAGCAAUACGGCGUGACGAAGCCGAUAUCAAUGGCUGGGCCGACGGCGGUUGAUUUACAAAGGACCUUGGAGUUAGAGAAGUUUCUGGUUCACUCUGGGCUAUAUGAGAGCAAGAAGGAGGAUGCUAGGAGAGAAGAGGUCCUUCAUCGACUUGGACAGAUAGUAAAGGAUUGGGUGAAGCAACUUACUCGACUAAGGGGAUACACUGAUCAAAUGGUGGAAGAUGCAAAUGCUGUCAUACUCACAUUCGGUUCUUAUCGACUAGGCGUUCAUGGUCCUGGGGCAGACAUAGACACGUUAUGUAUUGGACCAACCUAUGUGAACCGAGAGGAGGACUUUUUCUUUGUAUUGCAUGACAUUCUAGCUAACAUGGAUGAGGUGUCGGAACUGCAACCAGUUCCAGAUGCUCAUGUACCAGUUAUGAAAUUCAAAUUUGAUGGAAUAUCAAUUGAUCUCCUGUAUGCCAGUAUAUCUUGCUUGGUUGUGCCAGAAAACUUGGACAUAUCUGAUUUAUCUGUCCUAUACGAUGUGGACGAGCCUACUGUUCGAAGUCUGAAUGGAUGCCGAGUUGCAGAUCAAAUUUUAAAGCUUGUUCCAAAUGUUGAGCACUUUCGAACAACUCUCCGGUGCUUAAAACUUUGGGCUAAAAGACGAGGCGUUUAUUCCAAUGUGACUGGAUUUCUUGGUGGUGUGAACUGGGCCAUUCUUGUUGCUCGAGUGUGCCAGCUCUAUCCAAAUGCAGUUCCAAGUAUGCUUGUCUCUCGAUUCUUUCGGGUGUAUACUCAGUGGCGCUGGCCAAAUCCUGUUAUGUUAUGUCCAAUUGAGGAGAAUGAACUUGGAUUUUCUGUUUGGGAUCCUCGUAAAAAUCCUCGUGACCGAAAACAUCAUAUGCCCAUCAUUACUCCUGCCUAUCCCUGUAUGAAUUCUAGUUACAAUGUUUCAACAAGCACACUGCGUGUUAUGAUGGAACAGUUUCAAUAUGGCAAUAAGAUAUGUGAGGAAAUAGAGCUGAAUAAAGCCCAUUGGAGGCGUAUGUUUGAGCCAUACCUUUUCUUUGAAAGCUAUAAAAAUUAUCUGCAAGUUGACAUUGUAGCAGCUGAUGCUGAUGACUUGCUAACAUGGAAGGGUUGGGUGGAAUCUCGACUUCGGCAGCUGACUUUGAUGAUUGAACGUGACACUCUUGGGAAGUUGCAGUGUCAUCCUUAUCCUCAUGAGUAUGUGGAUGCUUCUAAACAAUGUGCACAUUGUGCUUUCUUCAUGGGCUUGCAGAGGAAGCAAGGGGAGAUUGUUCAAGAAGGUCAACAGUUUGAUAUACGGGAGACAGUUGAUGAGUUUCGGCAUUCUGUUAAUAUGUACAUGUUCUGGAAACCUGGGAUGAAAAUACACAUUUCUCAUGUUCUUAGAAGGCAAAUUCCAUCAUAUGUUUUACCUAAUGGUUUUAGCAAGAGAUCUCGACCAUCAAGGCCAACAGCACAAGUAGAAGAACCUGCUAAAUCAUUUCAUGUAGAUGAGGUGUAUGGGACUGAACAUGUUGAGGGAAACCGUAAGAGGAAAAAUGGGGGCAGGGUGGGUGAGAAGCAUGGUGUUGCUGUAAAAAGGCUUUCUAGUAGUCCUUACAGGCAAGAUUCAGUUUCUUCAGAUGUUUUGGAUAAGUCAUCGGAUAGCUUGGGUAGCAGUGCAAGAAGCAGAAUGUGCCAGUUUGAAGUGAACAGAUUUCAAUGUUUGGCUUCCAAUGGUUUGUCUAUUGGUGCCAUACCUGAUGGUCAAGAGUUGAGAUCUAUGGAGAGCAUUGAAUUGUCCUACAGAGGGCAAAAUGAUAUGAAUAAAGGAAUGACAUCUCCUGAACAAGAACCUGAAUCUGCAUCAAAUUCAAGUGUCAUUACAUCUGCCACAAGUGAUGGUGGUUCUUCAGAGGAUGUUGGGUUUGAAUCAGUGGCAGACUAUGGCGGGAAUAACAUGGGAGUUGAGGGGACUGUUGGAGAAGGUGAUGAGCUGGCCUCUUUGCAGGAUGUUACAUGUGGGAGAGAAUCUGUUGCACUUCUGGAGAAUGCAAUUACAAGUGGAAAAGGAUCAUUGCAGCGAUGGAACAGUACGAGUAGGAAAGGUGGUUGAUUCCAGAGGGGCAUAGAUGGCUCAAGUUGUACAGAAGCCGGAGAUAAGGAGAUUCAGUUUAACACAAAUAACAAGGGAGAUUGGAAUGUAGCAUCAACCAAGUGAAAAUGACUUUAACAUCAAUUUCUGGAUAGAUCAAAAUCUGGAGUGCGUGAGGGGGACAGCUGUGAAAAGAAGAAAAACCCAUCAAAUUCGGGUAAGUACUGAAUUUAAAUGGUGGCGUUCAUUGCUCUUAACUCUUUUCAGGCACGCUUGGCCGUUCCUGCAACCUCAAAAAUGUGGAACUUGUCAUUAGCUGAAGAACUUCCAGCUGUGACAACUCGCUACAUCUGUACAGCUCAUAAUCUUUUGGUGCAUUAUGGGAUUUACGUCCUCUCAAGAGCUGGCUAGGAUUGUCUGUGAACAUCAGUUGGUGAUCUGUCUUGUGGCAGAUUUGUGACCUUUUUCUUGUGCGAUUAGCUUUUAGUUCUAUAAUUUUUUUGGAGGGAAAAACAAGCAAAAAAGAGGGUGAGUUGGGGCUUGGCUACGUGUAGGGUUUGGGUAUGAACUAGGGAAGAUACAUGGCAGACAAGUGUUUUGUAAUUUCUGGCUUGACAUAGUAUAAUACACCGUUAUUUGACCUGUA